CAGCAUUGGUUGCCCAGAUGGCCCCGUGCCAGCCUCAGGAAUUCCUCUUUGUUCCUGUCGGAGGGAAAGCCAAAAUCUCUUGUGUUUCUAAUGGAACAUUAGAUAAAUUGUUUAGAAUUUCCUGGUACCGAAGAACAUGGAGAGUCGGAGAAAACCCUGAGCUCAUUCUAGAUUGGGGAGAAGUGACCAAAGGACAUAAAUAUAAUUGUACUCACACAGAGAGGAGCAGCAGCCUGGAAAUAAACAAUGUGAAGGAGGAGGAUUCCGGGACCUACUAUUGUGCUCACUUUAUUUAUAUGUCACUGAUCUUCUCUAAUGGGACAACUCUCAUUGCCGGAGACAGCUUCACUGCAAAAAGUUCCGUCCACCUGAUGGCCCCUCCUUCUUCUCCUCUUCCAAAUACCUCAGUCCAACUGGCCUGUGUGGCUUCAGCUGUUGGGUAUAUGGUUCAUAUUUCUUGGAACCUGUCAGGGACCCCUCAGAAGGGCAGGGUCGUUGCUAUGGAAGAACCUGGUGGCACAUUGACUUUCCUCAGUUAUAUCACAGUUCCCAGAGACACCUGGUACCAGGGCGCGAGUUUGUCUUGUCAAGUGAGGUUUAAUUCCUCCUCCGCCACUGCUGUCCAUGGUCAGGCUACAAGACAAGAAGAAGUGCAAUUUGCCCACGUGUGUUCCUUCUGUAUCAGAUCAGUGCUGACGGGGGUUAUCCUGUUGGCGUUGGCUCUGGCUGUACAUCUCUCCUGGACGUGCCCAUGAUCAGGCUGACAUCACAAAGAAGCUAAUUCCCCAACUCAAUGUAUUUUGGAUUCUCAAGCGUUCCAUAUAUAUAUAUAUAUGAAAUAUGAGAUGGCAAGAACCAGAAGUACCAACCUACUGCAGUAUAUAUUACAGAAAUGCAGUGUAAAGACCAAUUUUGUGCUUUGCCUUGAACACCAAUGUCUGUGGUUUCAUUUUUUCUGAAAGAACGAGAGUUCCGGCGGGUAUUGAUGUAGAAAGGGUCUGAGAGCAAUAUGUGUGAUGUGACCACACUAUAUAAAUACCUCAGUGCUGCCCGCUUGGCCCAUCUCCCAGGGGCUGUUUCUCUCUGAUGCUCGCGUCGUGCCUAGUGCAGAUGCUAACCUCAAUUUGAAAAACAGAAAUUUUUUUGUACAAAUUAUCUGCAUAAUCUGCCAUAUCUCCAGGGUAAAAAUCACUUGAGAGCUUUCAUCUUCCCCAAUGGUCAUGUGAAGUCAAAAUCUACAAUAAUAAUAGUGGUCCUGUUUUCCGCUACCAAAAAAGACAUUAGGUUGGCACAAAGUCCCUCCUGGGUAAGUCACCUUUCUGACACUGUUCCAACUGGGUUUCUCCACGUCUAGUGAAACAAUAUCGAAACGUCUAAACUGUGUAAUUUUGAAAAUGUCCCAUUUGCAGAAGGGUUUCACUCAUCCCUAGUCCUGGGUAUGUGGUCUCCCCCUAGAGGUGUAUAAGGAUAAAGCUGGCUAUACUCUGAUAUUAUCGUUCAAAACAAUGUUUCAUAUUAUAUUGGGUGCAUCCAUGGUGGAUUGACCAGGCCACCGAUAUUGAAAAAAGCCUUGGAUACCACUCCUCCCGUCGAUCGGGCAGAACAUUGAAGGCACCCAAGCAAAGGCAAGCGUUUAGGGCUGAAUUGUCAGACUGGAGUAGAAUUCCUAUUGUUUCUACCUCCAUAUCUCACCAUUCAGCUCUCAACGUUAGUGGAGGGUACAAGCAAUCUUUCCUGCAAGCAAUGGUCUCAGAAAAGAUUAUAAUUGUAACAUGUAUGGCCACCUUUAUGCAGGGUCUGAAUAUUUUAUUUGGGAAACUGUGGUCCAAAGGGGUUCAAUAAAGACUGUUAUUUAGGAAUGGCCCAAUCCAUAAACUCAUAAAUUCUGAACCACUAAUGGGAAAAACUAUGUAACCGCACAAUUAAAGUUUGUGUAGAGCAGUAAAUAGAGACGGCAGGAAUUACGACAGAAGUAUCCCUUAACAACAGGAGACCAUACGUUCCUAUAACAUUUGUAUUGGUAACUGUAAAAAUAAUAGAUAUUUUUUACAAUUGUAUUUUUAAGUUGUAUAUUAGCGGGCAACUCCAAUUUUUUUAUUUUUUUAUUUUUUACAUAAUGGAUGAAAAUGUAGUUCCAUGUACUUUCCAAUAUAUAUAAAUAAAAAUACACAGUUGGGUUUAACAUCA
Messenger RNA from Xenopus tropicalis (tropical clawed frog), 2187 nucleotides. RefSeq lists its product as uncharacterized. Gene Ontology annotation, cellular component: plasma membrane. The coding region runs from base 18 to 755 and encodes 245 amino acids. The record is from RefSeq and is a predicted model, not a curated record. NCBI's taxonomy places the organism in Eukaryota, Metazoa, Chordata, Amphibia, Anura, Pipidae. The transcript has 4 exons.